Messenger RNA from Microthlaspi erraticum, 426 nucleotides. The record is from the annotation of a GenBank genome assembly. NCBI's taxonomy places the organism in Eukaryota, Viridiplantae, Streptophyta, Magnoliopsida, Brassicales, Brassicaceae.
AUGCUCUUCAUGUUUCGUCCUCGAACAACGCCUUCUUCAACCUUUCAUCGAUCCCUCCACAGAUCAUCUUCUCCCAACAGGAUGGUGAUUCCACCGCCAGUGAGACCACCACGACUCUUCGACUACCUAAAACCAUACGUCCUGAAGAUGCACUUCACAAACAAGUUCGUUCACGCCCAAGUCGUCCACACACCAACGGCCACGGUGGCUUGCUCGGCGAGCUCGCAGGAGAGAGCACUGAGGGGAACAAUGGAGGUCACAAGAGACGUCGCUGCUGCUUCAAAGAUCGGCAAGAUUCUCGGGGAAAGACUGUUGACGAAAGAGAUUCCGGCUGUCACUAUUCAGUUGAAGGAGGAACAGAGGUAUCAUGGUAAAGUCAAGGCUAUGAUCGAUUCUGUCAGAGAAGCUGGCGUCAAGUUGAUUUGA